CUCUCCUUUUGCAUGAAUCGAUCUUUUAUAUAUGAGUCUUACUUUCGUACAUCUCAUCAUUUGAUUUGUUCUAACUUUGGUUCGUUUGAUUCGGGCCUUUACCUUUGUUCCAAUAGUGAAAAGUAGCUAGGGUUCUGUGUGUGUCACUGUGUGUGAUGGCUAUCAAAAGCUGAAUGAAUAUAUUAUGGUUCUCUUAGUAUUUUAAUGAAUGUGUGCCUUCUACAUGCGUCUUUCAUGGUGAUCGAGUCCAUAAUCUAUGGCAGGUACUUUUUUUUUUUUUUCCCUCUCCCUCAGUCCACUCCAAUCUCACAACAGCAGCAACCAUGCACACCCCUUUUCCUCAUAAUUUUUUUGCAUUUUCACAUUCAAUCCCACGAAAAUUAAGGAUCCCUUCUAGUGGGUUGAGGUAAUGAUUAACUUUUUCGAUCUCUAAAUUAUGCUCAUACUUAAAAGUGCCAAACUAAGGGUUUUUUUUUUUUUUUUAUUUAUUUUUUUUUAUAUGAUACAUACCACCAUUAUUGAUGUUAUAUGAAGUUGGCUCGGCUAGAAUUUCAGUUAAUAAUACUGUCAAAGCACUUGGCAUCAGAAUGUACAAACACACGGAAAUCAAGAGCAGGCUUUAACAAAACAAAAGUUAAUGGUUUUUUCUAUUAAUUUGCACAGGUCUUCUGUAGCAAUGAUCAAUCAAUUACUGCAGGUAAUUGGCUCCCAAAAAAAACACACUCAAAGUGUAGUGUAGUUAAUAUAAAGAGUGAAAGACAAAACUAUAUAUGAUAGUGGAUGCCACAUAUAACCUAAAAGUCCCACUACUUCUUCAGUACUACAAGUUCAGCGUUAUAUAUAUAUAUAGUCUUAUUAGUUAGCUGUCUUAUGCACGUUGCACAUGCGCACAAUUAUUUAUUGGCGAUGAUAGAUUUAUAGUUAUUAAUUAGUUGUCUUAUGCAAAUUGCACAGGCGCACAAGUAUUUUUUGGUGGUGAUAAAAAUUUAUAGUUAGUUGUCUUAAGCACACUGCACAGACGCACAAUUAUUUAUUGGUUGGGAUAGAUUUAUACUUAUUAAUUAGUUGUCUUAUGUACACUGUACAGGCGCACAAUUAUUUGUUGGUGGUGAUAAAUUUAUAGUUAUUAGUUAGUUGUCUAAUGCAUAAUGCCCAUACGCACAAUUAAAUUAGCUAUAGAAUUUGAAAACACCGUGUUAAAAUUUCGCACUCUUAUAAUUUUUUUUUUGAGUGUGUGAAACUCAAGGGCCUCACAUUUGAAAGUUCAACUAGGGCCUCUCAAAAUAUUUGAAAUCUCAGGGCCGGCCUUGCAUUCAACUCACUGUUUCUUCUCUCUUUCCGUUUGAAACAAUUGGAGUCCUCAAAGUCUGCCUCUCUCACUCAAAGAAAUUAUGGGUUUCGGAGCCCUAAGAUCCAUCAUUCGACCCGUAUCAAGAACCCUAUUUUCUUCCCGUUCUACCUUUGCUUUCUCUCCGGCGACGUUUUCGGCAACUUCGCAGUCUCCGUCACCGGAGGUCCGUCUCCUAUUCGGCUCACUUCAUCGGCAUACUCCAUGGAUUCCGGCAUCGAACGCGUUUCACAGCUUAACGGACACUAGAUUCCCAAAGCGACGGCCCAGUCUUAAGCCUCGCAAAAAGAGGGCUAGCUUGAGACCCCCUGGACCGUAUGCUUGGGUUAAAUACGUGCCUGGCCAGCCAAUACUUCCAAACCAACCGAAUGAAGGCAGUGUCAAAAACAGGAAUGAGAGAAAGCGUAGGAGGCAGCGGCGUGCAUUUAUAUUGUCAGAAGCAAAGAAACGAAAAUCUCAGGUGCAAGAAGCAAAAAGGAAGAAAAUGAUCAAAAGGGUAGAGCGCAAGAUGGCCGCAGUGGCAAGGGAAAGAGCAUGGGCUCAAAGGCUAGCAGAGCUACAGCAGCUUGAGGAAGAAAAGAAGAAGGCCAUGGCUUGAUUUUGGAUACCACAUAGGCUGAUGGUGAUGCUGUUUACAAUUCUGCCCUCAGGAAUGGCUCUCCUUAGCCAUGCUAACCUUUGUUGCAUUGAACAUACUAUCUUUUUGUGUUUCUCGCGCGUUGUCACUGCCAACUCACAUGGCAUUGAUCUUCUUAUUGAAUUUUAUUUUCAGUGUAUUCAGUGAGGUGUUAUUUCAGUGCAGUAACACUCCACGAUUGUUUGUAUGAGAAUGCCGUCAACAGUAUCGACACUGCUUGGUUUUGCAGAAGGUAAAAUUAGAUGCUGUAAUGGCUUUGCAAAACGGACAUCAUAAUUUUCUAAAAUAAAUUAAACUUGCUACUUUAGAGGA
Messenger RNA from Cornus florida, 2297 nucleotides. RefSeq lists its product as uncharacterized. The record is from RefSeq and is a predicted model, not a curated record. Gene Ontology annotation, cellular component: mitochondrion. Bases 1392 to 1946 code for a protein of 184 amino acids. The transcript has 3 exons. NCBI's taxonomy places the organism in Eukaryota, Viridiplantae, Streptophyta, Magnoliopsida, Cornales, Cornaceae.